Pristis pectinata (smalltooth sawfish) is the source of this 777-nucleotide messenger RNA. RefSeq names its product SIVA1, apoptosis-inducing factor (gene siva1). The record is from RefSeq and is a predicted model, not a curated record. Gene Ontology annotation, biological process: extrinsic apoptotic signaling pathway. The transcript is spliced from 4 exons. Gene Ontology annotation, molecular function: CD27 receptor binding. The coding region runs from base 69 to 617 and encodes 182 amino acids. Lineage: Eukaryota; Metazoa; Chordata; Chondrichthyes; Rhinopristiformes; Pristidae.
UCGCCGGCGUCGCGGUGUUAAAGGUCAGGGUUUGGCGCGGGAGGAGGGCGGUUUGUGUGGCGUUGGCAAUGACGAAGCGGGUCAGUCCGUUCGGUGACAUCGCGCCGCUGCAGCGGAAGGUCUACGUGACCCAGAGGGAGCUGAGUGAGGGAGUGUUUGGGGAGAAGUACAAGCGGGAGGUGUACGAAAAAACCAAGAGCUUGCUGUUCAAUGGAGCCCAGGCUUUUAUGGGAGACAUGUGGACUGGUAACUUGGAUGAGAAUUAUUCACUGGAUCCCGUACUUGCUGAGGAUAACUGCAUGAAGGGACCUGAAAAUAUUUGUAAUGGUGGUGAAGAUCAUGACUUGCUCAAAGGGCAGACAUUUCUUGGACAAAAUGGACAACUUCUAAGGGGUUUAUCCUAUUUGCAGAAAUCAUCAAUCAAGGCAGCAGUUACAAACUGUUUCAUCUGUCUGAAGCCAUCCAGUUUCAAGGAACCAUGUUCACGGUGUGACCACUUGCUAUGCCAAGAUUGCACCAAAGUGUGUGACCACUGCACAAAGAAUUUCUGUUCAAUAUGUUCAGUUUCUAAUUAUGAUGCUGAGGAUAAAGUGUUCUGCUAUGACUGCGUCUCAUGAAAGCUACACUAACAGAAGAUUUCUGGACUCUGAUUUGUAUAGGAAUGUUUCACAUUUUUAAGUGAUUUCUACUUGUGUACAAAUGGAAGCAAUUCCACACUGUAAUAUACUGUUUUAAUUGUGUAUUUGUAUAAUAAAACUUUUUAACUGUUUUGCAAAA